UACCAUUCAGUCUUGGGUGGGAUUUACUGUUGAUCCCCAGGCUUAGAUGCAGGUGGGAACAUGUAGUUUUUAUUACUCGGCUGGUAUAAAAGAUAGGUGAGGACUUUAUGAAUUACAGUUACUGAGAAUCACAAGACGAAACUGGAAUCCCUCUUCAGAUUCACAAGCAACUGCCCUGAACACAUCCUGCCAAAAGUCCAGACGAAGGAAAGCCAUGGAUUACUACAGAAAAUAUGCGGUUGUCAUUCUGGCCACACUGUCUGUGUUUCUGCAUCUCCUCCAUUCCUUUCCUGAUGGAGAGUUUGCAUUGCAGGGUUGCCCAGAAUGCAAGCUAAAGGAGAACAAAUACUUCUCCAAGCUGGGAGCCCCAAUUUAUCAAUGCAUGGGCUGCUGCUUCUCCAGAGCAUAUCCCACUCCAGCGAGAUCCAAGAAGACAAUGUUGGUUCCCAAAAACAUCACCUCAGAGGCCACGUGCUGUGUGGCCAAAACAUUUACCAAGGCCACAGUCAUGGGAAAUGCCAAAGUGGAGAACCACACGGAGUGCCACUGCAGCACCUGCUACUAUCACAAAUCUUAAAUAUUUUGCCAUGCUGUGUUGGCGACUGCUGAUUUCCCGGAAUGGAAGAUUAAGUUGUUCACUGUUUAUGGUCUUAUGAGAUAAAACCCUCCUUUUCCUUACCAUACCACCUUUGACAUGCUUCAAAGAUAUACUGCAGCUUUAUUGCCUUUCUCCUUAUCCUUCAGUAUAAUCAGCAGUCUAGCUCUUUUCAUGGGGAAUAAAAUACAACAUUUAGCAUGACCAUAAAAAGCUGGUUCCUUUAGAAAUAAAAUCUUUUAAAUCAUCAUUCAAUCAUUAAAUUGUAAUUUCUUCUUAAAGGCUUAAAGCCAGUUGCUUUUCAUGGGAUUAAUUGAAGGGAGUGAGUCAAUGGCUGAGUUGGGGUCACAGGCACUCAGUGACCUGACACUGGAGACCCUUGUUCCCACCAACCUUUCUAGAAACAAGCGGUGAGUCCUUCCAGCCAUGGCCUAGACAUCAGAUGAUUCAUUGGGGUGAAGGAAGAAAAUAUGAGAGCUUCUAUUCAUUAUAUAGAUUAUACAAUUUAUAAAUAAAUAAUUAUGCAUAUGUUGGGGAUGUUUGAUCAGUAGAUUCAUUUGAGGAAAAAUUUGGAGAACACUGCUCUAGGGUUUGGGAAAAAGAGAAUCCUCCCUUGCCUGAAGUUUCUCUCCACUUGGCUUAUGUCUGGCUAAAAGAAAAUGCAUCUUAUUAGUUGCUGCAAACUCGGCUGUAACUGAUUGGUGGAUAAGGAAAGAAUAUAACUGUCCUCAAUUAAAAUUGGGCUUACUUCAAACUUCUAGAGACAUCAGAUCUCACAUCCCACAUUCAGGUCUAGAUGGGAAUGAAUAAGCGAUGAGCAAAGUAUUUGUUGAGCACUCCCUGUGUACUAGGUGGAGUGGAAGCACUUUUACUAAGUUCUAUCCAAAUGCUUAAGAGAAGUGCUGUGCUUCAAAAUCACAUUUAUUGGACGUUUAUACUUAGUUGGGUACUUAGAAACAGUGGUGGUCCUUACCUUGGAGAUUAUGGUGUCAUACUCAUUAAAUUAUAUUAGCCACGGUAAAGAUCAAAAGCACCCUAAAGUCCUAUUCCUAAGGAGCAAGAAAUUUAAA
Molecule: messenger RNA, 1665 nt
Organism: Loxodonta africana (African savanna elephant)
Lineage: Eukaryota; Metazoa; Chordata; Mammalia; Proboscidea; Elephantidae
Gene: CGA
Product: glycoprotein hormones, alpha polypeptide
Exons: 4
Coding region: 215-577 (120 amino acids)
Biological process (GO): thyroid hormone generation; positive regulation of steroid biosynthetic process
Cellular component (GO): follicle-stimulating hormone complex; extracellular region
Molecular function (GO): follicle-stimulating hormone activity
Source: RefSeq, a predicted model, not a curated record